GGGGGGGGGGGCUGCUGCGAUGAACGGCAGCGACUGAGGAGCGUCUGAAGCUUCCUGCUCCUGCACAGGUUUUCCCCCCUAGCUGAGCAAGUGACACACAGAGAAACAUGCCUGAGCAAAGCAAUGAUUAUAGGGUGGUUGUGUUUGGAGCUGGAGGAGUAGGAAAAAGUUCUUUGGUCUUGAGAUUUGUGAAGGGCACUUUCAGAGAGAGCUACAUCCCUACCAUAGAGGACACCUAUCGGCAGGUGAUCAGCUGUGACAAGAGCAUAUGCACUUUGCAGAUAACUGACACUACAGGCAGCCAUCAAUUUCCAGCCAUGCAACGCCUCUCUAUUUCCAAGGGACAUGCUUUUAUUUUGGUUUACUCUAUCACCAGCCGGCAGUCCUUGGAGGAGCUCAAGCCAAUCUAUGAACAAAUAUGUCAGAUUAAAGGAGACAUAGAAAGCAUUCCAAUAAUGCUGGUGGGGAACAAAAAUGACGAGAACCAAAAUCGAGAGGUAGAAAGCAGUGAAGGAGAAGCCAUGGCUAAGAAGUGGAAAUGUGCCUUCAUGGAGACCUCUGCCAAGACGAACCACAAUGUGAAAGAGUUAUUCCAAGAGUUGCUAAACCUGGAGAAACGCAGGACUGUGAGUUUGCAAAUCGAUGGCAAAAAAAGCAAGCAACAGAAAAGGAAGGAGAAGCUGAAAGGGAAGUGUGUGGUGAUGUGAAAUUGCACUGUCAGAAAUCAGCUGUGAGGUUUCAUCUGACAGCACGCAUGUAAAACCCAUAGACAGCAAACAAUCAUGCAAGACCCUAUUUAUUAGUAUCUGUUCUAAAAGAAAUACUUGGAAAUUGAAAAAAUGAGGUACUGAUUGCUAUGAAAAAAAAUGAAAAAUAGAAAUUUGUGUACUCUCGCAAUCAAUUAAAGUAAAUCAGGAAGAAAACAAAAGAUGUCCCUGAAUACCUUAUUUUGUAAUAUCCAAAAAGGAAGAAUUUUCAUGAUUCACAUUAUAGGAAAGAUUUGGAAAAUCAACUUAAUAUUAUCUGCAUUUGCAUAUAAUUGCAAGAGAAAGCAGUGUAAAAUAUCUGAAGAAAAACGAAGAAACCUAGAACAUACAAAUGCAUGCUGGAUGGUGUUAAUUUCCUUCAAGAUCGCUGUGGAUGAACAAUUCUAUGCCAUUUUCAUUACUGACUGGUGGGAGAGUGUGCAUAAGACCAUCUUGGAUCACCUGAAUAAAUGAACAAUGCCGAGCAAAAGCAUGGGGAUAGCAGCUAAAAAGAAUAGAUAUUGUCUCUAUCCACCCAGCACGAUACUUCUUUCUAGCGUGAUGAAGAGUAUAAACUGAAGGUUGUGGAAAAGCCAAUCUCUGUAAAAGAGUUGGAGAUCAUCUUUUCUGGGCUCAUUGCUUCAAGAAGUACCUGAGUUUCUGGCCCGAAUACAUUUCAGAAGAACGGACAUUUGUUUGUGGAGAAUGCCAGAUGGGAAUGGUGUACAUACAAAACCAGAAAGCCUCCCCAGGGAGAGCUGACUGGGUAGUCCCCUAUGAAAGCCUCUGUGGGAGAGAAUCAGUUCUAAUGCUGCUGCCUGUUAAAUGAACACAUUUAGUGAAUUUAGUGGUUAGUGAAUGAAUGGGAUGUCUUUUGAACUGGUGGUAGCCUUG
Ficedula albicollis (Collared flycatcher) is the source of this 1640-nucleotide messenger RNA. RefSeq names its product DIRAS family GTP binding RAS like 2 (gene DIRAS2). Gene Ontology annotation, molecular function: GTP binding; GTPase activity; GDP binding. Lineage: Eukaryota; Metazoa; Chordata; Aves; Passeriformes; Muscicapidae. Gene Ontology annotation, biological process: signal transduction. The record is from RefSeq and is a predicted model, not a curated record. Gene Ontology annotation, cellular component: plasma membrane. The transcript has 2 exons. The coding region runs from base 108 to 707 and encodes 199 amino acids.